GACUUUUUUUUUUCCCCAUGACAUCGUCGGGAUUCAAACUCCCAGUGAUGGAGCAAACGUUUUGUAUGCCACCCAGGAGCCCAUUACUUUAAUUGCUGAUCUUUCAUUCUUUGUAUCUGCAUAUUGUAUAAAGUGUGUAUACAUACAGUAUGCUACUGAUCAGUUGUACUGAAUAGGGUAACGCUUGAAAUCUACUCUAAAGUUUCUUCAACAGACUGGUUUUUCAAGUGUGACUGAUCCGUUUGUUCAAGCUGUCCUGAGUGAAAUUUGCUGAUGGUUAACAGACACUGUAUGACACCCAGUCAUGGAUGGACACAUAUCCAGAUUGCUGCUGAUAUUUAUUCUGUUGGUACUAUCAGGAUUUUUACUGCUUAUUCUCAGCAUGUUUAGGAACACUGUCGUAUUUGAUCAGGGAAUUUUCAAAGUCCAGCAAAUACAGAGCAGUAACCACACAGUCUUUAAGCCUACUGAAACCUUGAGGCCGCUGGACAUAAACAACACUUCUUGUGCACGCUUUGGCCAGAAGCCCACGGCAGAAGAGGCCAAAGAAGAGCGAGAUCUGCUCAACUCCAUAGCAUGGCCAGGUCCCUUGGUGCAAGGCCUUCCUUUGGAGCUCAGCAGUGACCCUGCCAAGAGUUACUUUGUGAUUCAGGGCCCAUCAAAACAACGAUUAGGUGGUCAGCUUCUAGUCAAUGUCCAUGUGCAGAACUUCUUGGGUCUGCCUAAGGAUCAUGGAGGAGAUUUUCUGAUAGCCCGGCUGCAUUCACCUGAGCUGGGCGCCGGUGUUGGAGGGAAAGUGCAUGACCACCAAAAUGGCACCUAUACAGUGCUGUUCCCACUGCUGUGGGCUGGUGUAGCACGGGUGGAAAUCACCAUGGUGCACCCAAGUGAGGCAGUGGUGGUGCUUAAGAGAUUGCAGGAGGAGCAAUCUGACAGAGUGUUUUUUAAAAGCCUGUUCAAAUCUGGUGCUGUCUCAGAGACCACUGUGUGCAACCUGUGUCUGCCGCUCAACGAGAAACCGGUCUGCAACUACACUGACUCUUUAACUGGAGAACCCUGGUACUGCUACAAACCUGAAAAGCUUGGAUGUGACAAACGAAUAAAUCACUAUAAAGGGGGCUGCAAGAAUGAUCUUCUAAGUGCAUAUGAAGCCCAGUUCUUCCAGAGUGAUGUAAAUAUCAAAAUUCCUAUACCUGCAUCAGCGAUGGACAAAGUGAUUGUAUUACCUACAGAAGAAGGACAAGCCAAAGUAAAAAAUAGUUACAUUCCUGCUGGCUACUACUUUCAUGAUACCUGGACGCCUUUGAAUGGUGCAGUUAUUCAGCAGUUUAAUGAUUCUUCAGCCAUAACACAUUGUCUUAGAGGGAAGGCUGUCUACAUGUUUGGAGACUCCACUGUACGGCAAUGGUUUGAGUACCUCGCUGAUGUUCCGAACCUCCAACAGUUAAUUCCUUUUCGUCCAAAAAAUCCGGGGCCGUUCAUGGCUGUGGACAAGAGGAAUAACAUUCUGGUAAGCUACCGCUGCCAUGGGCCGCCUAUCCGCUUCAGACCAGUGCUUUCCUCUCAGCUACGCUAUGUAGCAAAUGAGCUUGACAAGAUCCAGGGUGGGCCAGACACAGUCGUUCUUGUGAGUGUGUGGGCUCACUUCAGCACCUACCCUGUUGAAAUAUAUAUACGGCGCCUCCGACACAUCCGCAGGGCUGUGGUACAGCUGCUGAACCGUGAGCCAGCUACAUUGGUGGUAAUCCGUACUGCCAACCUACAGAAGCUUAGCUCACAGAACAGCGUGGUCAACAGCGACUGGUUCUCUGUGCGGAGGGAUGCUGUGCUACGUGCCAUGUUCAGAGGACUCCGUGUGCAACUGCUGGAUGCCUGGGAAAUGACGCUGGCCCACCACCUCCCACAUGACAUACACCCACCUCCUUCCAUCAUCAAAAACACAAUUGAUCUGAUCCUCUCUCAUAUCUGUCCAGUUGGGAAAAUAUAGUGUGAACAAUUUUUGUGAAACUAAUGGGAAUGAAUUAACAUCGACUUUUGAAAGUAAUUUGUAGGAUAAAUUCUCAUAACAUUAUUAUCCAGUUGAAGUUAAAAUAAUUAAUUUAAGCAAAUGUUUAAAAUUUGGUCCUGUGCUUAACAAGACUGUGUGUGAUGUGAAUGUAUCCAUUUAUGACUAAUGAAUUUGUAUUUGUAGAAAAUCAUACAUUGUUUUUUUUGUAAAAGAGAAAUCUCUGUUGAUGCACCUGAAUAUUGUAUGGGUUUCCUAGAGUCUAGGCAUCUUCCUGGUUUAGCAGCAUCAAGUUUCCUAGAACCCAUCAGGGGAGUAAUUAACAUUUUCUCGAUUUGUUGGAUAGAUUUAAUUGUUGCUUAGACAAAGAUUUGAAUUUUAAUCACUUUAAUGUGGAUAAAAUGAGGAUUAUUUUGGAAACAUUCUCUGUGUGUGUGCGUGCGCGCACGCAUGUGUUGAGUACGGUAAGUGGGCGGAGCCGGAGCACUGUGAGAGAGUGUGAAACUGUGAUUGGCUGCUGCACUAGGAAUGAGUGUUCUUUUCUCUAACUUUUCUAUCUGAAGAUUAAAUGCUUCAUUCUUAGUGUUUGAA
Messenger RNA from Neoarius graeffei (lesser salmon catfish), 2596 nucleotides. RefSeq names its product NXPE family member 3-like. Bases 305 to 1987 code for a protein of 560 amino acids. The transcript has 6 exons. Lineage: Eukaryota; Metazoa; Chordata; Actinopteri; Siluriformes; Ariidae. The record is from RefSeq and is a predicted model, not a curated record.